This is a messenger RNA of Strongyloides ratti, 708 nucleotides long. Its product is annotated as YhhN-like family-containing protein. NCBI's taxonomy places the organism in Eukaryota, Metazoa, Nematoda, Chromadorea, Rhabditida, Strongyloididae. The coding region runs from base 1 to 708 and encodes 235 amino acids. Gene Ontology annotation, cellular component: membrane. The transcript is spliced from 2 exons. The record is from RefSeq and is a predicted model, not a curated record.
AUGUUACCUUUAUCUAUCUAUAUUAUUUACGGAAUUUUAAUUGGUUAUUUUGCUUUAACAACAGAUGGUUUUACUUAUGAACCAACAUCAAUUUAUUGUGUUAAAAAAUGUUUGCCAAUUAUUGCUUUAGCUGGUAUGGUAUUUAGUGGAAUGACAAAAAUUAAAAAAAAAUAUAAAUAUACUCAUAUCUGGGGAAUAUUAUUUGGAGCACUUGGUGAUUUUUUAAUAUCAUUUUUUCAUAAUGAUUUACAUUCAAUUGUUAUCGGUGCCGUAGCCUUUGGAAUUGGUCAUUUUUUCUAUUUGAGAACAUUUCUUUUAAAAUCAAAGCAUUUUCAUAAAGGAUUAUCAUUGAUAACAUUUCUUGGGAUAAGUGGAAUAAUAAGUAUUAUUAUAUUACCUAGUUUUGAAGAUGAACCAAUCUCAACAAUAAUAAUUGGUGUAUAUGCACUUAUUUUAGCUAUAUGUUUUGUUGGCUCAGGAUCACAAUAUUUUGAAGGUAAUAUACAAUAUCAAGGUGGAAAAAAAUUCCAAUUAUUACGUUUUAUUGGUUAUACAUUAUUUUUGGCAUCAGAUUUUUGUCUUCUUCUCGCAAAUAAAGGUUAUUAUUAUUCAUUUUCUGAAGCUUUUAUUAUGGUAACAUAUUAUGGUGCACAACUUUUUAUUACCAGUGCAUUACACAAUGAAGAAAUAUUGAAAGAUAGAAAAUAA